Messenger RNA from Erinaceus europaeus (western European hedgehog), 772 nucleotides. It is a transcript of the gene IL18, whose product is annotated as interleukin 18. The record is from RefSeq and is a predicted model, not a curated record. Gene Ontology annotation, biological process: inflammatory response; immune response. The transcript has 6 exons. Bases 168 to 752 code for a protein of 194 amino acids. Gene Ontology annotation, molecular function: cytokine activity. NCBI's taxonomy places the organism in Eukaryota, Metazoa, Chordata, Mammalia, Eulipotyphla, Erinaceidae.
ACAGCAAGAAAUGAGUAAUUAGUUCUCUUUUCCCAGUGCUUUCCUCCUUCUGCUGCGGAAGGGGGUUGUCACCUUCUGAGAUCUACACAACCUCAGGAAAAGGAAAGCAACCUUUGAAUUUUCUAGAUCGCUUCCUCUGGCAGAAACUAUUGAGCAUAGCAAUAAACAUGGCUGCUGAACCAGUAGAAGAUAUCUUCAUCGACUUGGUGGAUAUGGAAUUUAUUAAUGACACACUUUACUUUAUAGCUGACAAAGAUGAAAACCUGGAAUCAGAUUACUUUGGCAAGCUUAAUCCUAAAUAUUCAAUAAUACGGAAUGUGGACAACAAAGUUCUUAUCGUUAACCAGAGUAAACAACCUCGGUUUGAGGACAUGGCUGACAACGAAUUACAAGAAAAUAAACCCCAGAUCAGAUUUAUCAUGUAUCUGUAUAAGGAUAGCAACGUUAGAGGUCUGGCAGUAAGCUUCUCUGUCUACUCUAAGAAGAUGUAUACUCUCUCCUGUAAGGACAAAAUUAUUUCCUUUAAGGAAAUGAAUCCCCCUGAUAAUAUUAAUGAAGACAAAAGUGAUAUCAUAUUUUUUCAGAAACUUGUUAAAGGACAUAAUAAGAAGAUGAAAUUUGAGUCAUCAUUGUACAAAGGGUGCUUUUUAGCUUGCAAAAGAGAGGGUGACCGUUUCAAACUUGUCUUGAAAGAUCCGAAUGAAGAACUGCCAAUUGAUUCUGUAAUGUUCAUUCUUGAAGAUGAGAAUUAAAAUUGCAUGAAUAUUUCUGA